UUACUGUGUUUACUGCUGCUCUCACAACAGCGACUGACAACACUUCUGAACGCUGCAUCAGUUUCGCAAACAUGGCCACUCUGAGCUCGAAGCCAGGCUUGCGUUACAGCGUGUCCGACUGGGCGACUAAUAAUAAACAGAUCUCACACACUGCCGAGAACAAGCGCGACAUUUCACACGAGACACGCCAGGAAGGAAGAGCCCUGCGUAAUGAGACGACCAUCAAGACGAACUGGGACGAGUAUGACAGCAGCAGGCGGCUGAGUGACCGGGUCGAUGACGUCACGCGCUGGAAGGACAGUCUGAAAGCUUGUGCCCAGCAAGUGGACGCAGAAAUGGACGCUCUUACUCUGUCCAAGGAGGAGACAGAGCGAGCCCUUGCUGCCACUGUUCUGCCCCUUGAAGUCACAGCGGAGUGCUUGAACAUCAGGGAAGGUCGUCGAGGCAAGGAGCUGAUCAGUGACCCUGUAGAAGCUGAACUGAAGAAGGAGGUAGAGGUGAUUGAUGGAGCACAACGCAUCCUUCAGCAGUGCAUCGAUCAGUCUUUUGAACAGCUGUGUCGCUUACAGGAAGCACGGCAACAGCUGACCACUGACCUUCAGGAUAAAAUAGAGGCCCUUGAUGUGGACAUGUCAUGCUUAUCUCUCACUAUACGGUCACCUGAGAUCUCUCUAAAGCCAAACCCCACGAGAGUGCCCCCCGGUUCCACAACUCCUCAGCAGUGGGAGCAGUUUAGCCGAUACAAUAUUACCCGAGCUAAAGAAGAGAUGCAGGCCUCUGUGCAGAUAAGAGAAAACAACAACAUCACAAGAGCGCAGGUGCAGAAUGAUUUGGAGGCCCAAAGAAUGGCAGUGGAGUUUGCUCUCCGUAAACGAACACACCACGAGGAACAGGCCUAUUACGAAAUGCAAUGGCAGCUAAAAACAACUCAAGAAGAGAUCGCCGAGCUGGAGAAGGACAUUUGUGGCCUAGAGGAAGAUAUGCAGGCCAAGACGGCUCCUCUAAAGCUGGUCCACACACGUCUAGAGAACAGGAUAAAGAGGCCUGGCAUGGACCUGUGCCGAGAUGAGGUUCAGUUUGGUUUGGUGGAUGAAGCCAAGCAGCUGGAAGCCACCAUUCUGGCACUGAAACAGAAGUUAGCACAGGCCCAGCACUCUCUGCAGUCUCUGAAACAGCACGAAGCUCAGAUGAUAGAGGAUUUGUCUCGUAAGCACGACGCCCUGUCGCUGGAGCAGCGCAGCAGCCAGACCCGGCAGCGCCUGACUCUGGGGGUCCAGACUGAGGGUCUGCCCUCAGCUGUGGUGCCUCUCACCAAUUCCAGUGGCAGACACAAGCUGGACCUUGCUUGAGCCGACACACUGUUUCGUACCUCAUACUUAAAGCGACGUCACAUUUUCCAUUGCUCAGCAAAAUUUUAUGGGAAAAAUCCAGCCAUUCCCACAUGAAUACAGGAGGAGUUUCACAUGAGGGCAUAAAAAUAGGUGACCAGAUGUGCCACUUCGCGGAAACAUGCUCUGCCAAGGAUUUUCGGAUUGGCUAAAAUCUGAACAUUUUCUAAAAAAAAAGUCUUGACAUAAAAAUGUGUGCACCCAUUUGUAAAUUCUUUGGGUUCUGUGGUUUAGCUUCCGCAUCCAGCUAUUUUUAGUCUUACAAAACUACCCAUAGGCUUACUUCUGCAUUGAAGAAAAAGGUGGAUAGAGAUAUGUAGAUGUGGAUCCUUUCACAGCACCCAUAUAUAAAGUCCUGACAGAAAUAACCAUGUUUUGCCACAGGUAGACUGUUGUAUGACAUCUCAGUGCUCUGCUCUCUAUAGCUCUUUUGGUACUUAGAUGUCAUGGGAAGUGGCACGUCUUGUCACCUUACCAUAAAAGUCUCCCACACAGACUUCACUUUUCUUUAAGUUGAAAGUGUUAGGAUUGAAAAUGAUUGAUAUCUGUGCAGUUCUUUAUAUAUCUCUACACUACUGAGAGUGGAUGUUUUUUUUGUUUUUUUAGUUAAAUAAUGUGACCAGACUUUUAUUCUAAAUAGAUUCAAAGAGCAUGAGAAAUCAAAUUUUACUUCAUCUCUUGAAAUAAGCAGAAAUAACUCAAAACUUUCUCUAGUCUAAAAUAUGACGUACCUUAAAUACAUCUUUUACAGUCAGUCACUGCUAUGCAUUAUGCACAGUUUCAAUUUGAAUAUCACUAUAAAGAAGAAAACAAAGUCUGUUUUCAUAAAGUGCCCAAUUACUGAAAAACCUCAUCAUCCAGCACAAUCGGUGGAAAAGUAUAAAAUGAGCAAAAUGUUUAAAUACACGCACUUCAGUGAAAUACAAUUCAUGCAGUAUGUCAAAUCUUUAAAACCAAAAAAAAUACAUAAAUCAACACGUGGCAACAUUGUAAAAGCAGGCCAAUUACACGAAAACUAUGGACACAUAAACAUCCACAACAUUUUGACGUCAGACAAAUGAACAUAUUGACACAGGAUCAUACACAAGUCAAUUGCGUAGGUGUGACAUUUAGCAACUUAAUCUAGCUCAGGGUGAGGUAAUGAAGAGGAAGUAUAGUAGAUAGACCCUUUUAACCAAAGAGGUUUACAGUGUGAUCAAGGGAUACAUUUUAUCAGUACUUGUAUUGUCUGGGAAUUAAACCCAAACCUUUGGUGCUGCCAGUGCUACGUUCUACCAGUUGAGCUGCAAAAAUGGGCAAUUUAAUUGGUCAGAGAGAGGAUGGAAACUGUUUAUUAAUUGCAUGGUUUCUAAGUAUGACAUUUCAAACAUUUAUUUGAUUUUUACGAGUAAGAAUGGAGCAAAUAUCUUAAAUAUGAAAACAUACUAACAUGUUUUAAUAGUUGUAUAAAUGAUUAUGUUCUUGACUCAUAGUAAACUGCAUGUGAAGCAUUGUGUUAUAUUGUUAAAUGGCCUUUUUUGUUUUCACAGACCUUUACAACAACAGCGUUAAUCCAUCUGUCAACAGAUUUCGGUUUUAUGUCUGGGAAGAGAAGAUAAUGUCAAAUGAAAGCCUCUAUUUAGACUGGACUUUGACUCUCAGUGAUGAACAUGAUAAAAGAAUGGGUGACACAAAAA
Puntigrus tetrazona (Sumatra barb) is the source of this 3064-nucleotide messenger RNA. RefSeq names its product tektin 2 (testicular) (gene tekt2). The transcript has 10 exons. Gene Ontology annotation, biological process: cilium movement involved in cell motility; cilium assembly. Bases 72 to 1349 code for a protein of 425 amino acids. The record is from RefSeq and is a predicted model, not a curated record. Gene Ontology annotation, cellular component: microtubule cytoskeleton; nucleus. Lineage: Eukaryota; Metazoa; Chordata; Actinopteri; Cypriniformes; Cyprinidae.